UUUUUUUUUUUAGCUCUAAUGAAAAUCUGAAUUGGUAACAAAACUUCUGUUCAUGAUAAAGCGCGGUUUUAUGGGUUUUAGUCCGACUACGCUUUUUAUAAACCCGGUUUAUGCUAAUGAACAGAUGUUAGCCGAAAAAGGUACCCUUGCCGUGGGAAGAGCCUUACGCAUUUCAUGAGAAUAUAUACCCCUUGGUAUUCUUGAUAAGAAAAGUUUCAGACACGGUCAAGGAAACGAGGUGUCUUGCUCAUGUUUGAAACAUGUGUAUUAUGAAAGUAAACUGAUAAAUGUGACCCACAAAGCGAAAACUGCCUCGAAAUGACUUUUCCCGCGCCGAGGGGUGAGUUUUUGUUGGUGAUGGUGCUUUUUCCGGCACAACAGCAUCCAAGCAGCGGCGCGAUCAGGUCACGUGACGAGAGCGCGUGGCGCGUCAUUGGAAAGGGACGAUGAUGGCGGCGCUCGGUGCACCAGAAGUGAUCACACAACUGGAAAAUGCUGCUAAAGUUUUAAUGGCACCGCCGUCCAUGGUCAGCACAGAACAGAGACAGCAUGCUGAACACGUGUUCCUCUCCUUCAGAAAGUGCAAAUCCCCGUUUGCCAUCUGCAAACACAUCCUUGAGACCAGUAAGGUGGACUAUGUGCUGUUCCAGGCAGCCACAGCCAUCAUGGAGGCUGUGGUGCGGGAGUGGAUUCUUCUGGAGAAAACCAGCAUCGAGUCUCUCCGUGCAUUCCUCCUCAACUACGUCUUGCAUAGACCCAACCUGCAGAAGUACGUCCGUGAACAGAUCCUGCUGGCCGUGGCCGUCAUUGUGAAGAGAGGCUCUCUGGAUGAAAGCAUCAACUGUAAAAGCAUCUUCCAUGAGGUGGGACAGCUCAUCAGCAGCGGGAACCCCACAGUGCAAACCUUAGCCUGCUCCAUCCUGACAGCUCUGCUCAGUGAGUUCUCUAGCUCCAGUAAGACCAGCAGCAUCGGCCUCAGCAUGGAGUUUCAUGGCAACUGCAAGCGUCUGUUUCAGGAGGACGGCCUGCAUCAGAUCUUCAUGUUGACCAUGGAGGUCCUGCAGGAGUUCAGUCGCAGAGAAAACCUCAAUGCUCAGAUGUCCUGUGUCUUUCAGCGCUACCUGGCCCUGGCCAACCAGGUCCUCAGCUGGAACUUCCUGCCCCCAAAUUUGGGGCGCCACUACAUCGCCAUGUUCGAGGCCACGCAGAACGUCAUGCUGAAGCCGACUGAGUCCUGGAGGGAAGCGUUGCUGGACACCCGCGUCAUGGAUCUCUUCUUCUCUAUACACCGGAAGAUUCGGGAGGACUCAGACAUGGCCCAGGACUCCCUUCAGUGCCUGGCCCAGCUGGCUUCCAUGCAUGGGCCCAUCUUCCCAGACGAAAGUGCCCAGAUCUCCUACCUGGCCCACAUGGUGGAAGGGCUGCUCAGCAUGAUUAACGGGAUUGAGAUUGAAGACUCAGAAGCUGUGGGCAUUUCCAAUAUAAUCUCAAAUCUGAUCACUAUGUUUCCACGGAGCAUUUUAACAGCACUGCCCAGCGACCUCUUCACCUCCUUCAUCAACUGCCUCACACUGCUCACCUGCUCAUUUGGACGCAGCGCUGCCCUGGAGGAAGUGCUGGAUAAGGACGAUAUGGUUUACAUGGAGGCCUACGACAAGCUGCUGGAGUCGUGGCUCACUCUUGUUCAGGACGAAGAACAUUUUCCACGCAGCUGCUUCGUCCAGCCGGCCAUCCAGGUCUUUAACUCGUACAUCCAGUGUCACCUGGCUGCUCCCGACGGCACUCGCAAUCUGUCAGUGAAUGACAUUUCCUCCCACGAUGAGGAGGAGAUCAAUGAGCUGCAGGAGGACGACAGAGAACUGUUCUCAGAUCAGCUGUCCAGUAUCGGCAUGUUGGGGCGUGUGGCUGCAGAUCACUGUAUCCCUCUGCUCACAAGCCUGCUGGAGGACCGCGUCAACAGACUACACGGUCAGCUCCAGAGGACCCAGCAGCACCUAAUGGCCUCAUCUGACCUGGGAUCAGUGGAUCGCAAAGUCCUAGACGACCUUUAUGAAGAUAUCCACUGGCUCAUACUGGUCUCAGGCUAUCUGCUGGCAUACGACCCUCAGGGUGAGACCCCUCUGGUCCCCUCUGAGGUGAUGGAGUUCUCCAUUAAACACGCCACAGAGGUGGACAUCAACACAACGCUACAGAUCCUCGGCUCACCGGGGGAGAAGGCCUCCUCCAUACCGGGCUGCAACCGCACAGACUCGGUCAUCAGGCUGCUGUCUGCAGUGUUGAGGACAUCGGAGGUCGAGUCCAGGGCAACCAGAGCAAGCCUGACGGAGCUUCUGAGUCCGCAGAUGGGAAAGGACAUCGUGUGGUUCCUCAGACGAUGGGCCAAGACGUACCUGCUGUUGGAUGAGAAGCUCUACGAGCAGAUCAGCAUGCCCUUAAGCACAGCAUUUGGUGCUGACACAGAGGGCGCCCAGUGGAUUGUGGGAUAUCUGCUGGAGAAGGUGAUCAACAACCUGUCGGUGUGGAGCUCGGAGACGGCGCUGACUAACGACACGGUGGAACUGUUGGUGACGCUGGUGGAGAAGAGGGAGAGAGCCAACAUCGUGGUGCAGUGUGAGAGCUGGUGGAACCUGGCGAAGCAGUUCGCCAGCCGCAGCCCGCCCCUCCACCUGCUGUCCAGCUCCGUGCAGAGGUCCCUGAUGAAAGCUCUGGUGCUGGGGGGCUUCGCCAACAUGGACUCUGACACCAAGCAGCAAUACUGGGCAGAGGUGCUUCACCCGCUCCAGCAGCGUUUUCUCAACCUCAUCAACCAGGAGAACUUUGCUCAGAUCAGCCAGGAAGAAGCUGUCAAACAGGAAAUUGUCGCGACGUUGGAGGCACUGUGCGGCAUCGCCGAGGCCACGCAGAUAGACAACGUGGCGUCUCUCUUCUCUUUCCUCAUGGACUUCCUGUCCAGCUGCAUCGGCCUGAUGGAGGUUUACAGCAACACACCACAGACGAUCAACCUCAUCAUUGAGGUUUUUGUGGAAGUGGCUCACAAGCAGAUCUGCUACCUGGGAGAGACCAGGUCCAUGAAGCUGUAUGAAGCGUGUCUGACCCUGCUGCAGGUCUACUCCAAAAACAACCAGGGCAGGAAGCGGAGCGACGCCACGGCCGAGGAGGACCAGUACCAGGACCUGCUGCUCAUCAUGGAGCUGCUCACUAACCUGCUGUCCAAAGAGUUCAUAGACUUCAGUGACAACGACGAGGUGUUUAGAAAUCAGGAACAGGGAGCGCCAGCGUCAAAUCGGACCGUCUCUGCAGCCGAUGUUGUUCUUUAUGGAGUCAACAUCGUUCUUCCCCUCAUGUCUCAGGACCUGCUGAAGUUCCCCUCCCUGUGUAACCAGUACUACAAGCUCAUCACCUUCAUCUGUGAGAUCUUCCCUGAGAAGAUCCCACAGCUGCCAGAAGACCUUUUUAAGAGCCUCAUGUUCUCACUGGAGCUAGGAAUGACCUCAAUGAGUUCAGAGAUCAGCCAGCUGUGUUUGGAGGCGCUGUCUCCUCUGGCUGAGCAGUGUGCCAAAAACCAGGAGAAGGACUCCCCCCUCUUCAUCGCCACCCGCCACUUCCUCAAGUUGGUGUUUGACAUGCUGGUCCUGCAGAAACACAACACGGAGAUGACGGUGGCAGCAGGAGAAGCCCUCUACACACUCGUGUGCCUUCAUCAGGCGGAGUACUCUGGGCUGGUGGAAACGUUGUUAUCUUCUCAAAGGGACGCCAUCAUCCACCAGCGGCUUGCUGAUGCCUUCAGCAAGCUAACGGACAGCAGCACGCCGCCCACCAUGGACCGGAAGCAGAAGCUAGCCUUCCUUAAGAGCCUAGAGGAGUUUGUGGCCAACGUGGGCGGCCUUCUCUGUAUGAAAUAAGGACCGGACUCAGAACUGGACUGAACUUUUGCCUGAUUCCACCCGGGGUUUUGUUCGUUUUUGUUUCCAGACCCCUCCUUUUACACCUGAUCAUGACAGUUUUAAUAAAGAUGUAGUGGUAAUUUGACAUGAACACAGCGGCCUUUUAUUUAUUUUUGACAGUGUUGUGAAACACACACACACACACACCCCUGUCCUUCCCAGAGUGCCUUUGUUUAGCUGAUUGUUGUGUUUGGUUGCGUAUGAAUAAAUCGUGUCAUACAGCAAUCGAAGAACAAACAACAUUGUGCCUGCCGUUCACCAGGACUUCUGCAGAUGCACACUAAAUGCAUGCACAAGGAGUUGCCAUGACAACAGAUGUGUCUGGCUCUCUCUGAGGUGUCCCAGCCGCACAGCACAGGGGGGGUGUUUGCUUGUUGAAAACCAAAAUUAGAUUGUUUCCCUAUAUGGUGUGUGUAUAUAAUAUGCAUAUAUACAGUGUUAAAAUUGUUGUUUCAGACAGAAACCUCCAGAAAUGUUUGUUUAGGGAUGACUCAGAAUGCCGGUAGAAGGCAAGUUCAACAAUUUACCAAUACAACUAAAGAGGGAGCAAUUUUGCUGUGUUGAGCUUUUCUUUUUUUUUUUUUUCUUUUUUUUUUAUGUUUUUUUUUUUUUCGUGUUUAACCCCACCUGCCUUCACUCAAAGGCCUGACACAAAUCUGGCCUGUGUUGGGCAGCAGGUGCAUUUCAGUAGUAUUUUUCUACAGGAGUACAUGGACAGAACAACCCUUCAACAAACACUGGAUAUAGCAGAGACUGUUUUAAGGACAGCAAUAACAAACCAAAUAAAAGGAGCAGAGCCACUUGUUGAAGCAUUAUGUUGGAGACGGACCUCCCUGUUAGAGCCCCAUCCCACUGGUUUUAGAUGGCUGUUUUGUUCUUGAAGUGUAAAAGUGUACAUAAAAAUUGUUGUAUAAAAUAUUAUCGACUCUGACAUUUCUUUA
This is a messenger RNA of Nothobranchius furzeri (turquoise killifish), 4885 nucleotides long. RefSeq names its product exportin 4 (gene xpo4). The record is from RefSeq and is a predicted model, not a curated record. Gene Ontology annotation, biological process: protein export from nucleus. Gene Ontology annotation, molecular function: nuclear export signal receptor activity. Gene Ontology annotation, cellular component: nuclear pore; cytoplasm. NCBI's taxonomy places the organism in Eukaryota, Metazoa, Chordata, Actinopteri, Cyprinodontiformes, Nothobranchiidae.